AAUAAACGCAAAACAAGAACUCUAUACUUUUGCGUAAGCUCCAAAGUACUCCAAGUGAUCUUUCUCUUUUAUUUUUUCUUUUUCUCGAAUCCUUUCUUUCUCAAAUCCAACGAUUCAAAACCCACUGUAACCUACCAGCCCAUGAUUUCAUUUUGUCCUCUUUGAUCUUUCUCUCCUUCAAUUUGCUUAUGAAUCUUCAUUAUCUGCUUUCUCCUUAGUUGGCUUUGAAGAACCCAUCACCCAUUUCUCUCUCAUUUCUUGUUAAUGGAACAAAUGCUGGUACCACCAUGGCUAGAAUCAUUGUUGUCAUCUUCAUUCUUCAACAUUUGCCCUAGGCACCAAGAUUCCCCACGUAAUGAGUGUAAUAUGUUUUGCCUUGAUUGCAAGAACGAUGCUUUUUGCUUCUAUUGCAGAUCCUCCAGGCACAAAGAUCAUCCAGUUAUUCAAAUCAGGAGAUCAUCGUACCAUGAUGUUGUUAGAGUUACUGAGAUUCAGAAUGUUUUGGACAUAAGUGAAGUUCAAACUUACGUUAUAAACAGUGCAAGAGUUCUUUUUCUAAAUGAAAGACCACAGCCUAAGAGUGGUUCAAGCAAAGGAGUCUCUCAUUUAUGCGAAAUCUGUGGAAGAAGUCUCUUGGACCCCUUUCGUUUCUGUUCUCUUGGAUGUAAGCUUGUAGGAAUAAAGAAAAAUGGGAGUGACAAGUUGAAGGUAACAAGUAAGAAGGAGGAAAUGGAAGAAAGAAAGGAAGGAAUUGGGGGGAGAAGAUUGCAAUCAAAGGAAGAAGAAGAAGAAGAAGAAGAAUUGCGUGUAGGAAGCCAACAAGACAUGUAUAGAAGCAAUUCUCACAAUUCCAAUUCAAGAAGAAGAAAAGGCAUCCCUCAUAGAGCACCUUUUGCCUCCUAAAUUUAAUUAAUUAAUUAAUUAAUUUUUUAUAUUAAUUAAUCUUUAUAACUUUGUAAAUGAUCCAGCGCAUUCCUCACAAUCAACCACAUGGGAUUGAAUUAAUUUACUAAUUAAGGUGUAUUUAAAGAAAAUAAAGAAGAUUUUUAUUUUAUUUUA
Messenger RNA from Manihot esculenta (cassava), 1059 nucleotides. RefSeq names its product protein RGF1 INDUCIBLE TRANSCRIPTION FACTOR 1. Bases 265 to 903 code for a protein of 212 amino acids. Lineage: Eukaryota; Viridiplantae; Streptophyta; Magnoliopsida; Malpighiales; Euphorbiaceae. The transcript has 4 exons. The record is from RefSeq and is a predicted model, not a curated record.